CAAUUGAAAACGGUCUGGAUCACAAAUAACAGGAGAAAUCUGUAAUAUUCCUUUAAACUGGAUCGUUGUGAAUCGACAAGAAGAGGAUCUUCUAUCUUUUAGAAGGGGCCAAGAGAAGUCCUAGCAAAGACGUGGACCGCAAGCAGAUCCUCGUUGCCAUGGAAAAAUUAUAUUCAUUCGCAUCGGCGUUGUUGGUGGUAUUUCUGUCGUGCACUACAGCACAGAGUCCGCUUCCAGUUCUCUCAGACUGUAGUCCUUGCUGGUGUGACAGCGCAGGAAACUGUCCCGACCCUCGGGAAGUAUGCCCCGAGAUACUUAACUGCAAUACAGGGGUGGUGAAAGAUAAGUGUGGCUGUUGUUACGUUUGUUUAAAGUCAAUCGGAGAAAUGUGCAAAAGAGAGCCACACCAAAAGGAUGAGGAAAGAUGCGACCGGGGACUGCAAUGUCUACCGGGUGAAGACACGUGGAAAUGCGAAGAUUUUAAACCAGAGAACCUUAAAAUCAGCAGAUGUGAAAAGAUGGGCAAAGACCGAUGUUAUGACCUGGUCACAAGGAAAUCCUAUCGAACUGGAGAAAUUUGGAUCCGAGGAGAUUUCACUUGCACAGCGUGUGAAUGUGAAAGUAGCGGUCAGUUAUACUGCUGGUCGAUAAAAUGUAACGUUCCACGCUGCAAGGACCCUGUUCGAGUCGAGGGAAGAUGCUGUGAGUUCUGCUUGGACAGCGACGCCAAAAAGGUGUGCCAUUUCAAUGGGAAGACGUUCUUUCAGAGUGAAAUCAUUGUGUUACAAGACCGCAAGACAAUUUGCCAGUGUCAAAAGUCUCGAGGUUGGGUAUGUGAAGAGGGCAUUAAACGAAGUAUGCAACCACUUAACGAGUCACCGCAGUGUGAUGAUCCACUGUCCAGAAGAGUCUUCAAGAAGGGUGAAAUGUGGAGAUUAAGUGAAUGUGCUCACUGCGUUUGUGGAGAAUCCAACACAAGCAGCUGUUCCGUAGUGCGCUGUCCUACACCAAGGUGUAAUGAUCCUUUUAAGAUAAAAGGAAUAUGCUGUCCAGCGUGUCCACAGGACUACCAAGAAGUUUGUCACUUUGAGGGAAAAAAAUACUUCCGUGGUGAACUUAUAGUUCUACCUGACAGAUGCACGUCGUGUACAUGCGUAAACUCCCAGUGGCAGUGCUCAUCUUGGAGGUGUUCGUUUACGAAGAUGAUAAAAGAACCCUUAGCCAUGAGACGAGACUAGGCCUCCGGAAUUCAGCUAUAGCUUUUCAGCGCCCCUGGAAAGGUUCAUUUCAGUUAUAUGAUCCAUUCCAGAUGAAAGGACUUCGACAGGCAAUGCCGUGAGAUAAUUCAAAAUUGCGAUGCUCCGCUAGCUUUGCGGUGAAUUCCCUUUUUAACCGGAAAUAAUGCAUAAGUUCUCGCCGGAACUAUAUUAAUAUCACUGAGAGGACGUAUGCAAAAAUAUCUCAAUUUGCUUUACAUUUGAUUUGCAAUUCAAAUUAAAUUUGAAACUUUUCUGACAAUUAAGGAAACAUUUUUCCCCUCCGGGAAUAAAAUAUAGAUUUUGAGCUUUAGGCUCUUUUAAUUCACGGUAUGGUAUUUCCUUAAAAAGAGGAAAAGAAAAUUUUGUUUUUAGGUGAAGCCAUAAUGAGAAGCUCCCUAGUUCACAUUUUUGCACAAAAAUUUUAAUUGAUGACCAGGAAAGUCAUGAUCAUGUCUGGAUCGAGAAGGGGUGUACAUUGUGACACUGGUAGGAAGUUUGUUGCAAACUUACAAAGUCUUAAAGCUAUGAGUCAAUUCAAUUUGUUUAUAUUUUAUUCUAUAGUCUUAUUAGAAAAAAUAAGAAAACAACUGAGACAAUUAAUUAGGCAAAUGAAUAAUACUUGCGCCAAAGGUAAAUAAAGUUUAGCUUUUGUUCCACAAA
Molecule: messenger RNA, 1919 nt
Organism: Pocillopora damicornis (cauliflower coral)
Lineage: Eukaryota; Metazoa; Cnidaria; Anthozoa; Scleractinia; Pocilloporidae
Product: cysteine-rich motor neuron 1 protein
Cellular component (GO): extracellular region
Molecular function (GO): protein binding
Source: RefSeq, a predicted model, not a curated record